Glycine soja is the source of this 1599-nucleotide messenger RNA. Its product is annotated as probable aminotransferase TAT2. Gene Ontology annotation, biological process: amino acid metabolic process; biosynthetic process. The coding region runs from base 30 to 1349 and encodes 439 amino acids. The transcript has 7 exons. Gene Ontology annotation, molecular function: pyridoxal phosphate binding; transaminase activity. The record is from RefSeq and is a predicted model, not a curated record. Lineage: Eukaryota; Viridiplantae; Streptophyta; Magnoliopsida; Fabales; Fabaceae.
AAAAUGUUUUAUAUAAGCACAAAGAUGCCAUGGUGAGGCACCACACCCCAGAAAAACUGAGCAAGCCAGACAUCAUGGAAAAUGGUGUUGUGACCGUGAAUAGAAAAAACCAUGAAUCCAAAGCUAAUUCCACCAUUACCAUUAAGGGUUUCAUGAGCCUUCUGAUGAAAAGUGUAGAUGAGAAUGGUGAUGGUAGCAAGAGAGUUAUUUCUCUGGGUAUGGGGGAUCCAACUCUCACCACUUAUUUUCCCAUCUCAACUGUAGCUGAAGAAGCUGUUUCCGAAGCCCUUCAGUCACACAAGUUUCGUGGCUAUGCUCCCACUGCAGGUCUUCCACAGGCCAGGAUUGCAAUUGCUGAAUACCUGUCUCGUGACCUUCCUUACCAAUUAUCAAGUGAGGAUGUUUAUAUCACUUGUGGAUGCACACAAGCCAUUGAUGUGUCAGUGGCAAUGCUUGCUCGCCCCGGUGCAAACAUCUUGCUUCCAAGACCAGGCUUCCCACUCUAUGAACUUAGUGCUUCAUUUAGAGGGGUUGAAGUGAGGCAUUAUGAUCUGCUUCCAGAGAAAGGUUGGGAGGUUGAUCUAGAUGUUGUUGAAGCUCUUGCUGAUCAGAACACUGUUGCUUUGGUGAUUAUAAAUCCUGGGAAUCCUUGUGGGAAUGUGUAUAGUUACCAUCAUUUGGAGAAGAUUGCUGAAACUGCAAAACGGAUUGCAACAAUUGUGAUUGCUGAUGAAGUUUAUGGUCACCUUGCAUUUGCGGGCAAGCCUUUUGUGCCAAUGGGAAUUUUUGGCUCUAUUGUUCCUGUUCUGACUCUUGGCUCAUUUUCUAAGAGAUGGAUAGUUCCUGGAUGGAGGCUUGGUUGGUUUGUUACAAAUGAUCCAUCUGGCACUUUUAGAAAUCCAAAGGUAGAUGAGCGAAUUAAAAAGUACUUUGAUCUUUUGGGAGGUCCUGCCACCUUCAUCCAGGCAGCUCUACCUCAGAUAAUUGCGCAUACUGAAGAGGUUUUCUUCAAGAAAACCAUUGAUAAUUUGAGGCAUGCUGCAUAUAUAUGCUGUAAAGAGUUAAAGGAUAAUCCAUACAUUAUUUGCCCUUAUAAACCAGAAGGGUCCAUGGCUAUGAUGGUAAGACUAAACCUUUCACUUCUGGAGGAUAUUAGCGAUGAUAUUGAUUUUUGUUUCAAGCUUGCUAAGGAGGAAUCCGUUAUCAUUCUUCCAGGAACUGCGGUAGGGCUGAAUAAUUGGAUUCGUAUUAUUUUCGCUACUGAUCCAUUUGCUCUGUUAGAGGGUUUGAAGAGGGUAAAAUCUUUUUGUGAAAGGCAUGCAAGAAAGUGUUUAAAGACAACUGAAUAAAAUUCACAAAUUAAGGCGGCUACUAUGUUGUAUUGAGGACCUAAUAGGUUCUCAAAUAUCCAAUUUUGCGAAUUGGAUCGUUUUACAAAUAAUUGUGAUUCUCUGUAUUUUUUUCAGUUUUAUUGUUAGCAAGCUAGUUUAUCACUAGCUUUUAAGGAAGGAUUCUCCAAGAAUCUAAGUGUUUAUCAAUUGGUAUUUGUGUUUAUUGUUGUAUUAGAUAUUUUAAAUAAUUCUGCGAUGUUAUUAAUCA